GAAGUCAGCCGAGUAAUCGACCGUCUGAAGAAAAAGAACCUUUGUUACGGUGUUUUGGAUAGCCGUUCCACAGCCAAAAUUAUUACCAAAAGUGAAAGAAAGUGGCUGACUUCACGAAGCAGUUAAAAUAAAGUGCAAACGAUCCGGAUUCGGUGGAUGAAAUCCGAUUUCAAAUCCGGGCUAAUCCCGCUGCUGAAGAAGAAGGCUCAAUCGGGAAGGAUUCGGGUGAGAGAAUUAUUCAACUAUUUUUUGUUCUCCUGGAAUCGUGUGCGGCUGUGUUGGUGUUUCGGGGAGCGAGAGCUGUUUUUUACAAGAAAGCGUAGCAAAACAGAGAGAACUGUCAAAAGUAAAUGCCAGGUUUCUCUCUUCGGAGCCGUUCCAAAACUAACACGGAACUGGUUGCAGAUUCAGUCAAAAAUUGCUAAAAGAGUGUUUUUAUUAGAAAAUUACCAAAGUGGCUUAGGAUUGAUAAGCGUUCAAAGUGGAGUGAGAUUGUAUAGAUUUGCGUUCGAAGAAGUUUAGUUGAAAAUUAAAGUUUUUUGUUGUGUGGUGGCGAUUGGAAGAAAAUACAAACCAGAUUAUACCCAUCUGACAGCACUUCCUAGGAGCAAUCCGGUCGAUCGACCUUCAUGUUACUGACUCUUGUUGGGUCGUGCGUGCUUGUAUGUCUAGUUGCAAAAAGUAAAAGAGAUACAAUUUUCCUCCAUCACUACAAAAGAAAAGAAGUGCUGGUGCAGAAGUGAAUUUCCUAAUUUGCUAGAAACGCAUUCGAUGGUGUUGCUGUCGUAAUCGAGCACGGGAAUGAACACGGCCAGGCCCCGUCUGGUGCACACGAGAAAAUUCCAGCUAACGUCGUCGCCAUCGAAAAGGGCGAAAAGUAGCAGCGAAGAAUCAUCACCUCCGCCGACUGAUAGCAGCAGCAGUGCUUUUACCAUGGCUGAAGCAGCCGGAACGGCACCGAACGAUGAUCUGGAAGGCGGGGAGCAGCCGCCGACCAAGUUCACGGAAGCAGAUCUGCAGGCCAUCAAACUGACGAGUGACACGUUGAAGCGCAACCCAAAGAUGGACUUUAGCAAAACCGAUCUCCUCAAACUGCUGAGCUACCUGGAAGGGGAACUGCAAGCUCGGGACGUAGUCAUUGCCGUACUUAAGACCGAGAAAGUCAAACAACUCCUCAACACUGCCCGCUACAGUAAGCCUACCAACCUGAACGAUCCCCAUGCCGCUCUCUACCGGGAUAAUCUUGCUUCAAGCGGGAACAUUGCUAGUCGGCAGUCCUCCAUCCAGGCGGCUUACUCCGAACAUGAGAUGCGAUUGCUUAAUGACCAACGGCUAGGUGUAAAGGAACAGAUGGAUUCCCUGGCGGGGCUGGUGAUGCAACAGCGACAAACUCAAGCCAAGAUGGUCGAAGUGUUGAAGGAUGCCGAGGAGCGGUACAAGAAGGUUGUUCAGGAAUUGGAAGAAGAACGCCGGAAGCAUGAGCAUACCACUGCUCAGGGCGAUGACAUAACGUACGGGCUGGAGAUCGAGCGAUCACGGUUGAAGCAGGAGUUGGAGCACGAAAAAGAGCAACGCAAGGUAUUGGAACUGGAGCUGCAGAAAAUUCAGGAACAGUUCGAAGCCGAGAAAAAUCGACAGAAGCAGAUUGUUCUGCUGUUACUGGCAGAGCGGAAGAAGAUCAUUAUCAAGUAUAUCGAGGAACGAAAGAGAAGCGAAGAUUUGGCACAUAUUUUGUCAGAGGAGAAACUUCGGGUCGACACGAUAGCCGAAGGUUUAGAGGAGGAGAGCAAGAAGUCACUGCGAAUGGAAGCCGAACUGGAGACGCAAACACAGCAGUUCGAUAUGGAGCGAAAAAUGCUGCACCAGAGUUUGGCUAAGGAGGAGAAGAGAAUCAAAGAGCAAGAACUUGAAAUCCAACAGCUGAAGACGGAACUAGAGCUGAUAAGGAAACAGACUGGUAUUCGUCAUCCAAUUGUAGCUCCGCAGCUUCCUACCAAACCUGGAGGUUUGAUGCCAUCAAGACCCUCGAUUGGAGGUGUUCCAGGAGCACCAGACGUAGACAACAGCGUAGUAUCGUCCUCCUCUUCCGCUUCUGCCGCAGCUGGUUCUGUGGCGUCUGUUGCUUCUUCUGCUGCCGCUGCUGGAUCUGCUGCUACUGCCGCUGCCGCAUCUGGCGUUGGGAUUUUACCACCCAGUGCCAUGAUCAGUAGUGUGGCCACCAAGGUGGUUCAGCCAACUGCUACCGUGUCUAGCGUGCCCGUUUCUGGACCAACCACCGGAAUUGCCCGUUCCGUGUCUCCUGGUCAGUUGAUCCGGCAAACGGCCAUAUCGCAACUGUCGAUCACGUCACCACCCAUUGCCCUGGGUUCGAACACCGCCCCCGUGGCUCCUUUACCUGAAACCUACGCAAACACUCCGCCCGGCAAGAUGGCCACCGUAAGAAAGGCAUCUGCGUCCCCCGUGGGAAGUCCAGCCGGCAUCGGGAUCGGAUCCGUAGUGGCAGGUGCGACUGCGACCAUCAAGAAGACAAUAAUACCCCCGGUGGGUGGCCGUGGAGUGCCGCCUCCGAUCCCGCCCAACAAACCGCAGAUACCGCCGAAACUGUCCGCAACGUCGGCCGCGGCUGCCGUUGCUGCCGCUGCCAUAUCAUCCCGUAUACCAUUUCUGAGUAAUAGCAAUCACAACAGCAGCAGCACCACCAUCAACAAUAGUAGUAUCAAUUUAGCCAAUAGUAGUAGCGUCGGUUCAUCGUUACCAUCGCCAUCUUCCGUGUCCUCGCCACUGCUGUCGUCAUCACUAUCAUCGUCAUCUUCCACCAACAUCACCACUACCACCACCAACACCACCACAAUCUCCUCUUCAUCCUCUACUAGCGCUAGCAGUACUUCCGUCGCGCCCCCAGGGGUCAAUGUCAGUGGAUCGGUACCGCCCACAAAUAAUCUUAUCGCAUCUUCAACAGUUGCCAACAAUGCCGCUGGAGCAACAGCAGCAGCAGCCGCAUCACAGGCCUCAGCCGCCACCGCCGCCUCCACAGGCCCAGCAGCAUCACAAAAUUCUGCGGCGCCAGCCGCAUCUGCAUCCGUUUCAACCGCAGCAGAAAUACUGACAAACAUCGGUUGCGAAGGUGGGAUAGUGUAAAAGUGCAAGUUGUUAUCUUCGCACCAUCACGCCCACUACCAUUACUAGUAACACUUGUACUACCACUACCAUCAACAUCACUACCCAUACCAUGAUGUAGUAGUACCCAUACAUUACCAUAUUAUAGUGAAUGGAGAAACGCAAUCACGUGUCACACUAGUCACGCAAUCCAGAACAUACGUACAUACAUUCAUACCUACACAUUAAUUUCACCCCAUACGUUAAACGUUACUACAACUAGUGCGAUGCUGAUUUGGUACGGAAUACCUCUAUAACUACUCAAUACACGGGUGCAUGAUUGUGUAACUAUGAACAAUGCAUUCGUCCACGAAUACAUUACACUUCCACUGAUCGAUCACAUAGCUACAUUACGCACUUUGGUUGCAACAAGAUCACCUACAUCUGUGCACUGAAUUUUACCACAGCUGCCAACGUGUUCUGGUUGAUCCCUGAAUUUGUUGACCAUUUGGUUAAUGCUCCUUCGUUUUACUGAAGCAUUUUUAGUAGAGUACACGUAUUGCUAUAUAUUGCUUGGGAAAUAGAUAGACGCUUUUUGACGCAUAUUGAUAAAUAUUGUUGUUUUUUUUUUAUUGUAUCAAAUCUUUCUUUGGAUUACGAUUGGUAUCAAGUUCGAAUUUUUCACAAUUUUCAAACGAUUUACAGGGUGUCCCAGAAGGUAUAAGUACAGUUUAUUAUUCGAGCAAAACAACGUUAUGUCGAUGAACUCAAAUUUUUACUUUUGCGUGAAGUUGACGAUUGGCAUAGUUGAAGAUGCUAAGCCUCAAAUAACAGACUUAAAGUGGUCGAUAGAUGGAGGAGAUGAAAGUAUAGAGUUGAUAGUUCCGUUAACGUACGGCAGUCUGUAAAUUGUAUAUAGAGAGUAGAAAGCGAGCAAGGACAACUUUGAGGAAGGUACGAAUCGGGUUGAUCAUCUCUCUUUCCCAAACUCCCCAGUUGGAGAGGGAUGGUGAGGGGUGUCACCCCGCCAACACUGGCAAGUCGACGAUGACAGAAGUGGUAGAGGCAACAAUAGCUGUAAUUUCCAAACCUACGACUAGAUGCCUCCCUUCAGAUAACGACUUGAGUGCCGUAAAAAUCGAUAGAACUGUUUCCAACACAUCGUAGGUACAUGAGCAAAUCGGCGAUCAUCUGUUUUUGCCAGUGGUGGCGGGGAGGGACACCCCUCACCACCCCUCUCCAACUGGGGAACUUGGUGAAGAGAUAUGAUCAACCUGAUUCGUACCUUCCUCAAAGUUGUCCUUGCUCGCUUUCUACUCUCUAUAUACAAUUUUCACAAUGCCGUACUCUAACGGAACUAUCAACUCUAUACUUUCAUCUCCUGCAUCUAUCGUAUAAAAUGACCACUGUUAUUUGAAGCUUAGCAUCUUCAACUAUCAAAUGUUGAUUUCAUAUAUAUGUUCUCUAUAGUAUUCUCUUUCAACUCGAUGAAAAUAAUCCGUAGUUCCUUUUGAUGUGACGCUGCCCAUGAGCUUCAGCACAGAUUCUUCGAUUGAAUUCGCUGCCUUUAUAAUGUGCUUCCGUAGAUAUCCCUUGGAAAGGACCCAAAAAGUUUCGAUUGACCGGACCUUCGAACAAUUCGAAGGAUUCAUCUCUUUUGGCACGUAUUUGCUUUGUACCAAGCUACCGUGUCUUUCGAGUAGUCCAUUGACACCACCCCGGGAGCUUUUUGACAGCUCCAGUAUAAUGUCAAUGUACUCUAAAAAUUCUGGUACUCUGGUUCUGUCGAAUCGAAUAAUGGUGGAGCGCUUCUUACGGUUAUUGUUAAUGCGGGUGUUAAUUAAUAGAUUUUCAAUCGAACAACUGGUCCCGGAGAUAUGGACGGAACAAGACCCGAAAAUUUGGGAUUCGGGAACUAAGUGGUGUUUGUCAGCAACCACAGAACCGAAUAACCGAAACAACCAGCUAAAAAAAGGUAUUUUAGUCACAUUGAAUGCUGUUGAUCAAAUUUAGAAUCGGUCAACUGUUUCCGAUAAACAUGGAUUUUUGGGGCUAAGUCGUAUUUAUCGGUAAUAACUAAUGCGAAUUACAAGCAACAACCACCAAAUAAAAAGUAUCAUGAUUCCAUAGCCUCGUCCGUAGAGCAUUAGAGAACAGAUUCGGAAUCGGUCAACUGGUGCUGGAAAUGUGGCAGGAACUUGUUUCGGAGAAUGUGAGCCAUGAUACUAAAUUUGACCGGUAAGGAAUAAAACCUAUCAUGUGACAAAACAAAUUACUUCAAAAUAUGAUAAUCAAUUCAAUUGUGGCCAUUUCGAGCGCCGCGGAUCACAUUGGUCAGUUCCGGGCAUGUCCCAGAUGCUCCCGAGGAAUAAACCAGACCAGAGCAAAUAAUGAAUUUUGAUUUCAUCAAAUCGAUUAAAUUCCAUGAUAUAAGGAAAAUAAUGCAACCAGUGAUGCAAAAUAUCAUGAUUCUCACGUGACACUCGUCUACGCAUCAACCGAAUAUCGCUGACAGAACGUUUUGUCACGCAGUGAGAGGUAGAGCUAUGGCAAACAACAAUCACCACUAAUGUUCGCUACUCACAAGCAAAAUGUUACACUCGCUGCUGAUGAUGAAAAGCACAACGAAAACAGUGAAGACUUCUGCAGUACGAUCAUGAGAAAAAGCGAAACGACAGAAGAAAAUGAAAACAAUGCCUACGCAUUCCAAAUUUGUCUCGACAGGCGCGACUGUGUGAGUUACAAACAAAGCAGGCAACAUUAAACGGAAGCUGUUGGGCUCACUCACCAACACACUCACAUGAGCAAGCAAAGCAGCAACUGCUUCAAAACAAGCACAGAUGAGUGUCGUGAUUGUAGGGAAUGACAAGAUCGGCGAUGGAUCACAACCGAAGACGACAUUCACCAGUUGCUUUUUACUUAUUUCGUCAACUUGAUGGGUGGUCAUCGAGAGAGCUUCGACGAGCACAUCGAUAGGAAUGUACAAAGCGUUACUACCAUCAGCUGUUUGACGAUCGUGAUUGUGAUCGGUCGCAUCUCUGAAUGCAACAUCAGUAAUACGUCUCACUCAAAAAAAAUUUCUUGGCCUGUUUUCGACGUCCACAUGAAGUGGAACAAAAACAUGUUUUCUGAUGUGAAACAAGUUGUGCCACAAACGAUGGCUGGAACCCACUGUUUACGUACGGUGGAGACAUCUACAAUUUGUCAGUGACUACGUGAAACUGACACCAAAUCGGACCAAAAUAGUACUGGGCAAACAUGUUGACGGAUCAUGGGUCGCAGACGCCGAUUCAAACACUCCCGAACGUAAAACCACAGACAGACAGACGUAACUCUUUGAAAAAGUGUUUCUUGAAACCAUGGUAUCUCAAAACAUAGGACCUCAGUAACGACAUCUCUCUGACUUCUCGCGGAAAACAAGCUUGCUCGCUUACUCGCAAACAAUAUUGCGUAAAAGUUCUAUAGAAUGUUUAGAAACGUCGAAGUGAUCCGAUGCCAGCGCUGCGGCGAGUAGUUUUUUUUUCCUUUGGUUUGUUUUUUCCGUCCAUCUUGUUUUCCGUGCUGAGCACCAAUGCUACCGACGUGCCAGGAAGGCAGCUCCCACACCUGGACCCUACCUAUCGACCCCAUCAACUCAUGAACCGGGGACCAACGGCUUUACUUCCCAUCCGAAGGAAGGCGUGAUCAGAGAUGUUAUGCCUCAGAACAUCCCGGCGGCGCCGACUGGGAUUGAACCCAGGCCUGCUGGGGUGAGAGGUAAUCACACUUACCACUACACCACCGGCACCGUUGCGGCGAGUAGUUCGCGGAACUGAUAAUAUUCAAAUCAACCGUUAAAUGCGUGAACGAAGAUACACAAUGAAGUGUUACGUCUGUUUGUCAAUGGUAAAACCUUGGCCUUCUUACCAAAUUUUUCGGUUAAAAUUGACUUAUCGUCAACUUUCUGAGCCCGUCACCCUGUUUGGAGUAGAUCCUUCAAACCGCCAAAGAAUCACAACGUACACACUUAUCCAGUCAGUAAUUUUUACCGAGUUUUUGAAUUGCGGAACUGUUCGGUAAAAUUUAAAAAAUCUGUGAAAAAUUCAAAGUUGAGAAAAUGUGUUAUGACCAUUUACAGACUUCCUUCUGUUAACCCCGUUUAACGACGAAAAAUAAAAUUUGUCGAUUAUAUCGAAUCUUUACGAAUAACGGUCAUUUGAAUUUUAACCGAGUUUUUCAGUAAUUCAAAAUUCAAAAAUCCAGUAAAAAAAUACUGACUCAUGUAAAAAAAUCUAAGUGUGUAGAGACGAAACAGUUUUUUGGCCAAAUUUCGAACAGAGGCACUUUUCUCAUUGACAAAAGUUUAGUGAUCCUCUGGUCCACUUUUCGGUCCACCGGUCCCGGUUUACGGCCAGAUUUCGAUGUGUCCUCGAAGGCAACUUCUUCACCGAACUUCCGGAUGACGGUUUGGAUUGCUUACUUCCUCCAUUUUCGUCAACUUCCUUACUGAUAGCUUGGAAAUAGUGCACCAUUUGUGCACGAUCUGUUUGCGCUUUUCCUUAAAAAAAUGCACUUUGCGCACACAAACUUGUUGAGUAGUAAGUAAACAACACCACUCAGCGAUAAACAACUGAUAAACUUCAUCUGGGUAGAAUUGGUGGCGAGUUGAAAGUGUGUCUAUACUUUCUGGGACACCCUAUAAUAACUUUUCCUUGACAUCUAUUUCACCGAAUAAAAAAGCUUUUCGAAAAUGAUAUCAGUUAAAAAAUUCAAUAACUAGCUUGGAAUGGAUAGGUAUUAUAACUAGAAGAUCCUAGCCAGGUUUCGAAAUAGAAGAACUGGUCAUAUUUCAAAGGAGGAGAAAUCUGCUUUGAACUAUCAUUUCCUAAUCCCAGAAUCUUUUUUAAUUUAUUUUUAUCAAUUCUGAAUAUGCAAUUGCGGCAUUGUUAAGUUCCAAAAUCUAAAACAAAAAAUCCAUGUCCUAGAGUUUCUUAAAAAUUUGUUUGAGUUGAAGAUCUUUAUUAUUUUUAUAAGUUCGAUUUUUGUUAGAUUACGCAACGUUAAUGUCGUUCUGAAUCUUCAAUAUUUGCUAAAUCCAUGUGAGCAGUUCCACGCCAAAUGGCGUAUCGAAAAAAAAAAACUCGACCUUUUCCUAUUUGUAUGAACCUUUGGAAGAUUGUGUGUUAUGGGCAAUCAUUCUCAUUUUUACAAAAAUUCGAUCAUUUUUAUAAAAAUUACAAGGCUCAAAAUUAUAAUUAUUUUGGCAAAAAUGUGAAUGAUUGCCCAUAACACAAAAUUAUGCAAAGUUUCGUGCAAAUCGGAGAGGGCCGAGUCUUUAAUUUAUAUUGUGUUAACCUAUUUGGCCUGGAACUGGUCAUGUCUGAUUAGUACGGCCGUGAACAGGUCCUGAGAGAAAAAAAGCGAUCUGCUCUUGAAUGUUCUGUAGAAUUCCCGAAAAAAUGCGUUUGAAUUUCCUUACUAGACCUGUAGAUUUAGCACAACCGAGCUUCUAUUGUAAGUCUUGUGGAUUUCCCAUGGCUGUUCUGUGUAGUUUUGUUGAAGCACAGUUGAGUUACCACAGAAGCCUUGCAAUCCUGAAUGAACUAUAUCCACCUCUUCAAGGUGGUUUGUUUAGAAGGACGUUAAUAGAUGGAAGCACAGAAGCCUUGCUAGAUUUGGCUAGAAGCCUUGUGAACUUCCUUUAUAAAUCCUGUGCGCUUCUGUUCAUUUUCUGUAAUCUUCUCUAAGAUGUCCUAUCAAUUUCCAGAAUAAACGCUUGCAACUUUCUGUAAAAGUCCUGUAAAUGUUUCUAAAAAUUCUACGAACUUCCCUCAGAAGUGCUGUGUCCUUCCCGUGGUAGUUUUGUAAAGUUCUCUUAUAAGUCUUGUAGACUUCUCGUUGGUAGUUCUGUUGACAUCAACGUUCUAUUAAAAUGUUGUUGUCUUACUACCUUGUCAAACUGAAUUUGUUAUUAUAGAUUAAGUCGUAUAUGAUGUAAAAUUGAUUCGCUUAUAGAGUAAUUUUGAAUUUCCACGCAAAUGGCCAUUUUUUGCAUUAUAUACGAUUUGUUUGCCUGGCCUCUCAAUUAGCUAUAAAGCAAGACCAUGCUGGAGGCGGCUGGGUUUGAUCCCCGAUUCUCGGCUUCACUUGCCACACAAUAAUACUGAUGCAAAAUGGCACAGGCUUAGAAAGCUCUAAAUUAACAUUUGUGGGGGACGUAGUAAAGCCACAAAAGAGAGACGAUUUGUUUGCCGAUGUCAUAAAAACAAUUUUGACAUACAUGCAUUUUGGCUUACCUGUGCCUUUUGCCAGUAGUCCCUUCCAAACGGAGGCAAAGAAAAUAAACUGACUGGAUCGAUUAAGCACUGUUUUGUUCCUCUUGUAGUGUGUUGCCUUAGAAGCUUUAGUAGUAGGUACUGACCCAUAUGUUUCAACCAAUAAAUAGCUCACGACUCCCGACACUACUCACACCACUACUUCUACCAACCAGACACCAACGCUGUUGAAACGGAUGUAGAUUUUUUUCUGUUGCAAUUGUAAUUGUAAUUUUUUGACCACCCCCCCCCCCCCCCCCCCAAAACGCCGGCUUGUUGAUGUGCGUGUUCUGAACUGAUGCACCGUUUGUCUAAUAAUUAUUGGAAGUAGAAAACUGGUGCGAAACCACGAAAUUACAUCCAAUUUCAUUCCAUCGCCGUAGCACCAUCGCUUCUUCGUUCACAGUUGAGAGCUACUGCCAGCUUGAGACUCAUCAACAACAACCAAAUUAAACAGUAUGGUAUGGCAAACUUGUAGCAUUCCUAACACUCAUGUCAUAACGUCAUUUCAUCGCAUCAUUUUGCAACCGGUUAUGCAAUCAAAACAACUACGACAAAAAUGCCGCAACAAAACAAAAGCAAUCUAUGUAAGUUAGCUAAUGUGUCUGCACAUUUACCGCUAUCGCGCUUUUUCUUGACGUGACAAUUGCAUACCAGUAUUAGUCAAUAGUCGAUUAAGAGGGAAAAACAUCAGCAAUGUAAGCAGGAGGAAAACAGUCCCUUGUGGAUUGUGGAAGUGAUGAACAACAGCUAAACCAUUGUAGCAUGACUAAAAAAAUAAACGCAAACAAACAAAACUGCAUAGGUUAACUGACAGAAAUAAACAUAAUAAUCAAAACGAGAAACACUUGAUGAAACAUUUAGAACCAAUUUGAAACCAGAUGAAAUAAAUGUUACAGUUACUAUAACACACAACAGUUGAUGACAUGAAACAUAUAAGAAUAGUAAACUAAUGCAGGAUCUAUAAAAACAAACAUAGAUAGUACGAAAGGCCAAACACUUUCCCUUCAAUUUAGUUUUCUUAAAAAAAAAGGAUAACACAUUCACACACUACCGAUGAAAGCAAUAGCAAUAUCCACAACAUCGUCUCCUCUGUAGAAAAUGUUGACAGUUGUUAUUGUUAUUACAAAGGUAAAUAUUGAAAGGAAUCUCGUAAGAACCCCCCAGUGCAACACAUCUGGAGGGGGCCUGGUGCCCCUUCCCUUGCCCAUCCUCCUUCUUCUCCCCAGACAUCACAUCCACAGUAGCGUUUGUGUAAACAAUAUUGUAGCGUUAUACAGUUAGGAAUUGAAACAUAAAUAGGAAUGAUCAUUCACUCACGACAGACGACACACGACAAAGGUUGAUAUUAACCAUUCUAUAGUAGGGAGUAGACCAGCUGUGAUUAUUUUGAAAAUUACUAAUUGAGAUUCGAUGAGGGUAAGAGAGUUGGAAUCGUCGCAACGGAGCGGGAAAGGACGAAUUUUGUGGAACGUCGUCGUGCAAGAGUGCUAGGUUAGCUUAGUGUGAGGGAUUUGAUUUGUUCGAACCGAACAGGUAUUUCAAGCAGCUUUAUUUCGAUGUAGUUAUGGUGUAAUUCAAAGUUUACUUUUUAAGUUAGUCAUUUUUCGCUACGUAAAAACUUUCUUUUCUUGAACCGGAGUCUGAAAAGGAAUGAUCAUCUUCCGAAAAAAAAAAUAGAAGAUAAAGUAUACUGUGGAAAAGUAUGAAUCAAGAAUGUUCCAUUGCAUUCUAUGUGUUACUUAUAUACCUUCUAUUGCUAUUGAUUUUUGUGAUUACUUUUGUUUCAACCUGCAAGAUUGAACCCAGCGGCAGCGAGUUUUAAAAUAUCUUUAAGUUCGAAUAGUAUUAUGCGGUGCAUUUCCUGUUAGUAAGCGAACCAGCUUACCAAUUGCUAAGAUAUAAUUUUUGCCAUGUUUUGCUUCCUGUAAAUGAGGUAUUUUAAUCUAUACAUCAAAUAGGUUUUUUAGGGAUGCGAUUUAGUUUAGGAAAAAAAAAUUAAACAAAUUUCUACCAACAACAAUAAUGGGUUUACCGUCGGACGAUUUAUUUAUAACAAAGCUAGAACCGAAUUACAAACCAUAUAUAGCAUAAUAAUACGUAUUUGAAAAAGCACUUAAGUGCAGCACUACUGAUAAUUUACUGUUUAUAAUGAUAUUGAAACCCAAAAUCCAUCAUUCGAAACAACAGAUACAUACACGCAUACAUUGAAUAUGUAAUAAAAUUACCUAUUGAGCUGUAUUUAAAAUAAACCCUAAACGAUGGCAUGAAUGCAAAAUUUAGAAAUACAAAAAAAAAACCCGGAGAAUGAAACUGAUAUAACAAAAUAUGUACCCUGAAAGUACCCUGUACUGGACAGAUAAAACUAACCUAUCCUAGAGACUUACAAAAAAAAAUAUAUAUAUAUUUAAAUAA
Messenger RNA from Ochlerotatus camptorhynchus, 11804 nucleotides. It is a transcript of the gene Naus, whose product is annotated as Nausicaa. Lineage: Eukaryota; Metazoa; Arthropoda; Insecta; Diptera; Culicidae. The coding region runs from base 802 to 3138 and encodes 778 amino acids. The record is from RefSeq and is a predicted model, not a curated record. The transcript has 7 exons.